Messenger RNA from Melospiza melodia melodia, 1480 nucleotides. Its product is annotated as dynein axonemal intermediate chain 7-like. Gene Ontology annotation, cellular component: axoneme. The transcript is spliced from 6 exons. The record is from RefSeq and is a predicted model, not a curated record. Gene Ontology annotation, molecular function: microtubule binding; beta-tubulin binding. The coding region runs from base 290 to 1480 and encodes 396 amino acids. Lineage: Eukaryota; Metazoa; Chordata; Aves; Passeriformes; Passerellidae.
UUCUUUUUGUAUCAAAAGAAUCUUACUAAACCUGCCUAGAAUCUACUGUAUUAUUGUGCUUGUGAAAUUCUUCUGUGGGUAACGAUGGACUCAUUCUGUCAGUAAAACCUUAUUCCCACAGAAAGCAUUUGGAACUGCAAAUCCAAAAGCUCAGCCCCAGUCCCGAGUGCUUUUCCUUGCCCAGCUCCCGCCGUCCCGGUUCCAGGGAUGCUGAGGAGCGCCAGCAGAUGGGGCUGGAACGCUGCACAGGGAAGCGCUCCCGGCACGGAGGGAGCAUCGGCACCGGGCAAUGCCGGUGGGUCCGAGCACCGCUGAGCUCCCGCUGUCUGCUGCACUUCCAGAGGAGGAGGCCCCGCUGCAGGAGGCGCCGGGAGGCGGAGAAGAGGCCCCGCGAGUGGUGGAUUUGGAGCAGCUGGUGCCCGUGGGGGGCGUGUUCCACAUCUCUGUCCUGCGGCUGCCGCCCCAGGCCCAGGACGUCGGGGACUGGAUCAUGGUGGAGGUGAGGGAGGGGAUGUUGGAGGUGUAUCCAUAUUCCCCAGGAAAGGCUGAAGAUGGCACACAGGAAGCAGUACAGAUCACCCUGAGGCUCCCUGAUAAUGUGAUUUAUUUUAAAGUGCCUGUGCUAGCCCGAUGGGAUCCUGCAGGCCAAUGGUGGAGAACUGAUGGCAUCAGCAAGAUAACCUAUGAAGCAGAAAAAAAGAGCAUCACCUUCAGCAUGGGUGGCUUUUCUACAGUAGCCCUUCUCCAGGAUGCUCACCUGAACCUGCCCUAUCAGGCCUGGGAAUUGCACCCUACUGGUGUGGAUGAAGGCCUCUUCACAAUUACCGCAGUCUUUGCAACCAUUCAGAUACAAAUUAAGGAUAAUCAGUGUAUGUUGUCUGCAGUAGUGGUGGAAGAGGAGGAGGUGCUUUCCCACAUCACAGGGAAAUGGAUGAGUCCUCUUGCCCUCAGAGCAGCUUUGAAAAGAGCUGGAGUGAACAUUUUCCCAGCAGAGCACUCUCCCAAGUAUGUCCCUGUGCCCAGGAAGGGUCCCCUGGCAGAAGUGAGGGCCUAUGAACAGAUGGCUCUGCUGGCAGCUGCUUUUGCUCACAGCAAGUGGAACGGAGAAGCAGGGCCAGAGCAAGUCCUGUUCAAGGUGAGUGAACAUCUGACAGCAGGUUCUGCCAAAGGCAACCACUGGUCUCUUCUGAUGUUCGAUGGUGAGAAAGUGCAACACCUCAAGCUCACUGAAACCAGUGAAGCUUUUUCAGAAGAGGUGCAAGAAGAGUCUGAAUUUCACUCCACACUCUACCAUAUGGUCAAGGAGUCUGCCAGCAAUGAAGCCAUGGAAAAAGUGGAAAGAGCUGGCUGCAUGUUCAUUGAUUCUGUGUAUCAGCUGCUCCUUGCUACCAGUCUUAGCAUACUCUUAGAUACUACUGCAUGCUUUCCUUCAAAACUUUAUUAUCAAAAGCUUUCAAUAAAGUUACACUUCAAGUCUUAA